UCUUUUCUGCAUGUCCGGCUUUCUCCUUCUCUGCCGCCCAUGCGUCUCCUCUGCCGCGCCACCGCAUUCGCUCCUCCUCUCCACAUGGACCCUGAAAUCUGCAUGAAGCUCGCGCCGUCUUUUCCGCAUGCGGUGCGCCUGGGUGCUCGCCUUGUCCUCGACCAGGCCCGUCUCUGAUCCUCUGGUCCGGGGGGGCUGGUGCCCGCAGAGAGGCAGGAUGGUGCGGAUAGCCAGCGCGCUGGGGCUCGUCAUGUUCAGCGUGGCGCUGCUCAUCCUGUCGCUCAUCAGCUACGUGUCCAUUAAGAAGGACUUCCUGCUCAGCACCCCCAGAUACGGACCUAAUGGAGGGUCCAGGCUGUCCAUGUUCCACACAGGGUUUCGCUCCCAGCUGGCGUUGAAGUACCUGGAUCCAGCGUUCAGCCCGCUGACCAGCUCGCUCAGUGAGGAUCUACAAAACUCCUCCAAAUGGAGCUACAACAGCUCUGCUUUCAUAAGUCUACGAAAGGAGAUUGCUCAGUAUAUCGACAUCCCUCACAACUUCUCCCUGACUCGAGGCGCAGUCCGAAUCGGACAGCUGAUGCAUUACGACUACUCCAGUCACAAGUACGUCUUCUCCAUUGGUGAGAACUUCCGCUCACUGCUCCCUGAAGUCUCUCCAAUCCUCAACAAGCACUAUAAUGUCUGCGCUGUGGUCGGAAACAGUGGCAUUCUCACCGGCUCACGCUGUGGCCCCCUGAUUGACAAGUUUGACUUUGUCUUCCGCUGCAACUUUGCACCGACGGAGGUGUUCAAGAAGGAUGUUGGGCGGCGGACGAACAUGACGACCUUUAACCCCAGCAUCCUGGAGAAAUACUACAAUAAUCUACUGACUGUGCAGGACAGGAACAACUUCUUCCUGAGUCUGAAGAGACUAGAUGGAGCAAUCCUGUGGAUCCCGGCGUUCUUCUUUCACACGUCGGCCACAGUGACGAGGACGCUGGUCGACUUUUUCGUGGAACAUCGAGGACAGCUGAAGGUACAGCUGGCAUGGCCUGGGAACAUCAUGCAGUUCAUCAACAACUACUGGAAAACCAAGCAGCUUUCCCCAAAACGCCUGAGCACCGGUAUCCUGAUGUACACGCUUGCAUCCUCCAUGUGCAACCAGAUCCACUUGUUUGGCUUUUGGCCCUUCGGCUGGGACCCCAACACGGGUAAAGAGCUGCCCUACCAUUACUAUGACAAAAAGGGCACCAAGUUCACCACCAAAUGGCAGGAGUCCCACCAGCUGCCUGCUGAGUUCAAACUGCUCUACAAGAUGCACACAGAGGGACUGCUGAAGCUGUCGCUAUCGCACUGCGCUUAGACCUGAAACUGCUGCAACAACAGGGCUUCUUUAGACUCACCUGGAGCUUUUCGAAAGCCAAGACCAGGGAGGAUUCAUGCGAUUUUGCCAAAAGCUAAAAGGCUGUAUCUAAGGCUGAUGGGUUCUUCAGCUGUUUUGGA
Cheilinus undulatus (humphead wrasse) is the source of this 1482-nucleotide messenger RNA. RefSeq names its product ST8 alpha-N-acetyl-neuraminide alpha-2,8-sialyltransferase 3 (gene st8sia3). The transcript is spliced from 4 exons. Gene Ontology annotation, molecular function: alpha-N-acetylneuraminate alpha-2,8-sialyltransferase activity. NCBI's taxonomy places the organism in Eukaryota, Metazoa, Chordata, Actinopteri, Labriformes, Labridae. The record is from RefSeq and is a predicted model, not a curated record. Bases 128 to 1342 code for a protein of 404 amino acids. Gene Ontology annotation, biological process: oligosaccharide metabolic process; N-glycan processing.